AUGAGCGCCAAGGGAAUUAACCUGAUGUUGGCCAUUUCGAUGCUUUAUUCAAUCAUGGAAACAAAUUCCCGCUUUGAAUUUACGAACUUAAACUGCACUGCUUUUGACCUGCGAGUUGGGGAAUUCGAGUACUGCAACUUAAAGUCGAUAAAUCGAAGCUACAAAUAUGUUUCCGGAAAGUAUAAAUUACAUCAAAUUCCGCUGCCGAACAUGAAGGUAAAUUUCAUAAUGUGGAAACGACUCAACGGAUACAGGCCUUUUCUCUACAACAUAACAGUAGAUGCAUGCAAAUUCAUUGAGAAUCCGAAAUCUAACCCGGUCCUGAAAUAUAUAUUCGAAUCAUUUUCCGCGUAUUCCAAUAUGAACCACUCGUGUCCCUACUCGAGCGACUUAAUUGUGGAAAGGCUGCCCAUUGGCUUUAUGAAUCAUCGAGUAACUGAAAUUCUUCCCAUUCCCGAGGGCAAUUACCUGUUUGAGUUUCGCUUCAGUCACCGAAAAUCUAUUUUUGCAGGCACUCGAGUCUAUUUUACUAUUUCAUAAAAGUGUCAAAUGUGUACAGAAUUAUAACUUAUCGAAUGUUUAAAGUGAAAGCUGAGAACUUGAACAAAUGGCCGAGCUUAUUUGUUAGUGUGUUGGUUUUGUAGUUACGAUCGUUUAUCAAAAUUGCAAAAAUAAGAGUUGAAGUCAUUGCUACUGUUAUCAAUAACAUAAUAUGCCAGCGUAAGUAAAUCCCCUUGGUUACUUUUCAAUUAACAAGAUUUUUAUGGACCUGCAUUAACCCUCAAUAAAGUUAAACACAAAAUUGGCCCCAAACAAAGAGGCUAAGACCGCGGCUGGGGGAGAAUUGUAUAAAUGAAAACUAAAUAUUUACUUUGGGCCCUUGUUAUUGCUGCCA
Drosophila simulans is the source of this 895-nucleotide messenger RNA. RefSeq lists its product as uncharacterized. Lineage: Eukaryota; Metazoa; Arthropoda; Insecta; Diptera; Drosophilidae. The record is from RefSeq and is a predicted model, not a curated record. The transcript is spliced from 4 exons. Bases 1 to 540 code for a protein of 179 amino acids.